UUGUUUACAUAAGGCUGUCUUUUCUAGAGCUAGGUGCAGAGGUCCGGUUUGCCUAAAACUCUUUGGUAGCAGCUUAAGUUACCUGUCUAGGUAAAUUAUGUCUGUGAAACACGCUAUUAGCCGGGGGCUCGAGUUAGGCCGGUCGGUCUUUCAGCUCGGUCUCCUAAAAUCUGGUGGCCGACUCGCAGCAAAGCUCCGAGCUGAUCGUUUCCGUGUAGGCCCGUCGGUCCGCACCGUUCAGCCUCAGGCUUUCCUGCCGUCUCGGUACCGAUAUUACCGCACUUCUCUGAAAGGCCUGGCAGCUCAGCUUCAGUCCACCGGCUUCAGGAGGAGGUUUGCUGGUGGGUCCCCGCGUAACAGAGCCGUAUUUUUGGCUUUCGGUCUCGGUGUGGGGCUCAUCGAACAGCAGCUGGAGGAUGACCGAAAGAGUGCUUCAACAUGCCAGGAGAUCCAGGCUGUUUUUAGGAAGAAGAAAUUCCAAAGCCCACUCAAGCCAUUCACCUCUGGGUAUAAACUGGAUGAUUACAUUAUAGGCAACCAGAUUGGCAAAGGGUCUAAUGCAGCUGUGUAUGAGGCUGCAGCUCAGUUUGCUCCUCCAAAGGAAGGUGACAGAAAAUGCUCCCUGGUGCAGAUAACAGAAGAUAAAGAGGAAACAGAAACACCUCGAUCUCUGACAUGCUGCUCACUAAGAAACUUCCCUCUUGCUGUCAAGAUGAUGUGGAACUUUGGGUCUGAGUCAUCGAGUGAGGCAAUUUUAAAGUCCAUGUCUCAGGAGCUGGUGCCUGCAGGCCCUCUUGCCUUUAAGCAGGAAAAAGAAGAAAUUGCUCUGGAUGGACAUUUCGGAGUCCUGCCCAAAAGAGUGUCAGCACACCCUAAUGUGAUCAGAGUGUACCGGGCUUUUACGGCAGACGUUCCAUUGCUACCAGGUGCUCAGGAAGAAUAUCCAGAUGUGUUGCCGCCCAGGCUUAACCCUGCAGGCCUAGGCAACAAUCGCACUCUUUUCUUGGUCAUGAAGCACUAUCCAUGCACAUUGAGGCAGUACCUGGAAGUGUCCACACCAAGCUGCCGGCAGGGCGCUCUGAUGGUGCUGCAGCUCCUUGAGGGGGUCGACCAUCUGUGCAGAGAGGGUGUUGCUCACAGGGAUCUAAAAUCAGACAACGUGCUGUUAGAGUUCGACUCAGAUGGUUGCCCUCGUUUAGUGAUUUCUGACUUUGGCUGCUGUCUGGCCCAGAGCAAUUCUAGUCUGCAGCUGCCCUUCAACAGUAUUUGGGUCAGCAAAGGAGGGAAUGCUUCACUUAUGGCUCCUGAGGUGGCCACUGCAGUUCCAGGAUGUGGUGUGGUUAUUGACUACAGCAAGGCAGAUGCCUGGGCCGUGGGCGCCAUUUCCUACGAGAUAUUUGGACAGCAAAAUCCAUUCUAUCGAGCAGUGGGACUGGAGAGCAGGAAUUACCAGGAGAAGCAGCUCCCUCCUCUACCCUCCAGUGUUCCAGCUGAUGUGCAGUUUUUGAUACGAUUACUCCUCAGGAGGAACCCAAACAAGCGCCCCACUGCCCGUGUGGCAGCUAACAUGCUACAUCUCAGCCUCUGGGGUCGGAAGGCUCUGGCUAAUCAGGACAGCGUGGGCAUGAGGAGGCUGGCUGAUUGGUUGCUGUGCCAGUCUGCUGUGGUUCUACUUAAGGGCUGUAAGGGGCCUAGUGGGAACAGAGUGGAGGCGGAGCUUCAGAGGAGCUUCCUGGCUAACCUGGACCUGGAGGACCUGCGCACUGCUGUAGGUUUCCUCCUCUAUGGGCGAGAGCAGAACCGGGCCUGCAUACUGUCUGCAUAGAUUUACUCAAACACAUAACAUAGAGUCACUGAUGUGGAUAAACUGGGAGUUGAAACUUGCUUUCAUACUCGUUAGACACCUAAAUGUGUGGAAUUUAUUGUUUUAGCUGUAACAUCUAAUGGCUAUUACAGUUUUAUGCCACCUGUGACUGUCAGUAGUUUGAGUAUUUAUCAUGAAUUGCUAAAUGGUAUAAUUCACCCUUUUCAUGUAUCUUUACCCUACCCUCAAACCUGUGUCCUCUAAUGCUGCUAAAGUUAGUGAUCUCCAUUUCCCACAAUAUGUUCUUGUGAAUGUGUUUCACUCAGCAUCACUACUUUAACAACAGGAGCUCAAGCAAAGUGUUACUUAUGUUCCUUGUAUAAAAUGUAGUUUGUCUUAUAAGUGCAAUGCAUUGUCGGACUACUGAGGCUGCUGUUGGAGAGUUGGUGUGUUUAAUUUAUCCCAAAAUUAGAGUUGCUUGGCAGCACCAAAUAAUCCAAACCACCAGUUGCUUCCAGUAAUUCUAUUAUGAGUGGAUAUUUUCUUUUCCAAACUAUGAUGCACUUUUUAAUAUUGGCCAGGAAAAAACUCACAUUCAUGCAGUUAUUUUUACAACUGUGAAAAAAAGUUUUGUACCAGUGAAAGUGGAGGCCAAUGCAGAGAUCUUAGGAUGAAGUAGAAGAAUAGAUUGUACUUGUUAGACUCUACUGUGUAGGGUGAAACCACAUUUAAAAUUCACAGGUAGGACACAGUCCAUAAAGUUUCCCCAUGAAGAUCUGGUUGCCAGUGGACACGUGCAACGUUGCAGUCAGUCAUGAACUAUUAUUUGAUAGCUAAUGAACUUAAUACAUUGAACGCCUGUCCAAAAUGUUAGAACAUAUGAAUCACAUUGAUCCUGAUGUUGCAUGCAUGAAAACUGAUCAACCUUGAGGAUGUGAUUGUGUUCCACAUUGCUCCUGUUUGCACUUUAUGCCCAUGUUUGCACCUGCGCAGAACUAUUAUAGCAUACAAGUGUUUCCAGCUAAUGUAAUACACCUAUUAAAUAAUAAUUGAAAUAUUGGGACUUUGCAAAUCAUCCUAAUGUGAAUGGUUGUCAGAGGGGAUUAAAGUGAUCAAGUGUGUGUAUAUGGCUUCAUACAAGAGAGUGUGAGAUAUAUUUUAGAUAUAUGUAGAUUUUACUGCAGUGUUUCCCAAUAAAAGUGUCAAAGAGCCCUGAA
This is a messenger RNA of Archocentrus centrarchus (flier cichlid), 3021 nucleotides long. RefSeq names its product PTEN induced kinase 1 (gene pink1). Gene Ontology annotation, cellular component: mitochondrion. The record is from RefSeq and is a predicted model, not a curated record. Gene Ontology annotation, biological process: regulation of apoptotic process; protein phosphorylation; autophagy of mitochondrion. Gene Ontology annotation, molecular function: ATP binding; protein serine/threonine kinase activity. The transcript is spliced from 8 exons. NCBI's taxonomy places the organism in Eukaryota, Metazoa, Chordata, Actinopteri, Cichliformes, Cichlidae. The coding region runs from base 98 to 1825 and encodes 575 amino acids.